CCAGCUUGCAAUUGCGCUACCGCAAAAUUUUGGAUUCGAUAUGUGGGGCCUGCUGUUAGCCCCACUAUAAAAAAAUUGUGUUUAUUUUAUACUUUGAACCAUUUAUUAUGGUUUAUUCUGAGAAAUUAAAUAACGAUUUACAUGUCAAGAUAACAAGCCACUAAACCAAUUGCGUUAUAAUCAUAAAUAUCAAGCAAUCAUCCACAUUCCAUUGCAAGCUACUAAAACUUCAAAUGGUAAUAGUAACACCACACCAAAAAAGUUAAAAAUAUCGAUUUAAAAGUCUAAAAAUAACCAAUUAUGAGUGACGUACGUUUAAACGGUUCCUCAAAGAUGAACGGCCACGACGAGAAGACCCCCUUUCUGAUUGGGGUCGCUGGGGGUACAGCCAGUGGAAAGAGCACAGUAUGUAAAAGAAUCAUGGAAAAACUAGGCCAAGCAGAUAUAGAUAAUAAACAGCGUCAAGUUGUUUGUGUUUCACAAGACAGCUUUUACAGAGAACUCACCACCUCCGAGAUAUCUAGAGCCGAAAAGGGGCUUUUUAACUUUGACCAUCCCGAUGCUUUUAAUGAGGUUUUAAUAAGGGAUACUUUAACUGAUAUUUUAGCUGGGAAGAUGGUCAAUAUUCCUACAUACGAUUACAAAACUCACACUAUCAAUAAAGAUGAUGUUUUGACUAUAUACCCGGCAGAUGUGGUGCUGUUUGAAGGUAUUUUAGUGUUUUACUUCCCAGAAGUGAGGAACUUAUUUCAUAUGAAGCUUUUUGUUGAUACUGACUCUGAUACAAGGCUUGCCAGAAGAGUCCCAAGGGACAUAAAUGAAAGGGGCAGGGAUCUGGAUCAAGUACUCAACCAGUACAUGAACUUUGUUAAGCCAGCUUUUGAAGAGUUCUGCUCUCCGACUAAAAAGUUUGCAGAUGUGAUAAUCCCAAGAGGAGCAGACAACCAUGUUGCUAUAGACCUGAUAGUCCAACAUAUAAGGGAAAUUUUAGGGACAAAACCGAAAAGCUCAGAAGAGAGGGUGAUUAAGUUUCACCCCUCGCUCACCCAGUCUCUCAAUAAAAAAGGCUCAUUUAAAAGGCCCCACUAAGUGCUCCCACUUUAAGUUUAGUUAGUUCACAAGUACAAAACAACUUUUUUUGUGAGUUUAAUUUAUGUUAUUUAUUACAAGUUUAAGGUUGUUUAUUUAUUAUAAAUGUUAUUUAUUGCUCUUUGUGUGUAUCAGUCAGUCAAAAGACUAAAAAAUUCUGAACAAAUUAGGCUUUUUAGUUAAAUUUUUUUUUCUUUGUGAUAUUUUUACCAAAUCUGGUGCUAUAUUAGGUCUUAGGCAUAAAUGCUAUUUGUUUGUUACUAAAUUGAAAUAAUAAAAAUUGUUUAUUAGAAAUAAAAGAAA
Molecule: messenger RNA, 1392 nt
Organism: Anthonomus grandis grandis
Lineage: Eukaryota; Metazoa; Arthropoda; Insecta; Coleoptera; Curculionidae
Product: uridine-cytidine kinase
Exons: 6
Coding region: 301-1089 (262 amino acids)
Cellular component (GO): cytosol; cytoplasm
Molecular function (GO): ATP binding; kinase activity
Source: RefSeq, a predicted model, not a curated record